AAGGUGUGUGCCAGUGUAUGCCUUUUCCCGAGCCAUUUGGAUGAUGCUGCCACAGGAGAUAUUUUUGCAUUACAAAGACGCAGUUCUAAAAAUGCAGAGCAGGUAGUUAAUAACUAAGAGCCUGGGGGAUGGAAAGGAGGAGAGAGGCAGGAGCAUCAUCAGCCAGCUGGGGGCUGACCUGAUUCCCUAGAAUCCCCAGCCCUCUUCCUCUUUCCUCCCAACAUCCUUCCUUCCCUUUUUCUCGUCCCCCACACCCCCCUUUUCCCUUUCCCAGAUAAGCAGCUCCGGGAAACAAAGAGCUGGGCUCUCCAGACCUCAGCGCUGGAACCUAGGGCUCUCUGAGAAGCAUCUCAUUUCGGGGACCAGGGCUCUCGAGCUCUGUGUCCCCUCCCCAACCUCCCCCCGCCUCCCUAGCUUGCUCGCUGCUCCCUCCCUGCUCGCUGCCUCCCCCACCAUAGCAGCGCUGGGAGGAAGGCGGCCAGGGCUCAAGAUGGCUUUAGCCGGGCUCUGCGCCCUGUUCGCCUGCUGCUGGGGGCCCGCUGCGGUGCUGGCCACAGCUGCCGGCGACGUGGAUCCAUCCAAGGAGCUGGAGUGCAAGCUCAAGAGCAUCACGGUGUCGGCGCUGCCCUUCCUGCGCGAGAACGACCUGAGCAUCAUGCACAGUCCCUCGGCCUCCGAACCCAAGCUCCUCUUCUCUGUGCGCAAUGACUUCCCGGGAGAAAUGGUCGUGGUGGACGACCUAGAGAACACGGAGCUACCCUACUUCGUGCUGGAGAUCUCAGGGAACACGGAAGACAUCCCUCUGGUGCGCUGGAGGCAGCAAUGGCUGGAGAACGGUACUUUGCUUUUUCACAUCCAUCACCAAGAUGGCGCUCCAAGUCUCCCUGGGCAAGACCCAACUGAAGAACCCCAACAUGAGUCAGCAGAAGAGGAACUGAGGAUCCUCCACAUCUCAGUCAUGGGUGGCAUGAUUGCUCUGUUGCUAUCCAUCUUGUGCCUGGUGAUGAUCCUGUACACUCGCAGGCGCUGGUGCAAACGUCGCCGGGUCCCCCAACCCCAGAAGAGUGCCAGUGCAGAGGCAGCCAAUGAGAUUCACUAUAUUCCAUCUGUGCUGAUUGGCGGCCAUGGGCGAGAAAGCUUGCGCAAUGCCCGUGUGCAGGGCCACAACUCCAGUGGCACCCUGAGCAUCCGGGAGACGCCCAUCCUGGAUGGCUAUGAGUAUGACAUCACAGACCUACGUCACCACCUGCAGAGAGAGUGUAUGAAUGGAGGGGAGGACUUUGCCAGUCAGGUCACCCGCACCUUGGACUCCCUACAGGGCUGCAAUGAGAAGUCUGGGAUGGACCUCACACCAGGAAGUGACAAUGCCAAGCUGUCCCUGAUGAACAAGUAUAAAGAUAAUAUCAUAGCCACGAGCCCCGUGGAUUCCAACCACCAGCAAGCCACUCUGCUCUCCCACACCUCCAGUAGCCAGAGAAAGAGGAUCAGCAACAAAGCAAGAGCUGGUUCCGCCUUCUUGAACCCUGAAGGGGACUCUGGCACUGAGGCAGAAAAUGACCCACAGCUGACCUUUUACACUGACCCCUCUCGGAGCCGGAGGCGCAGUCGAGUGGGCUCGCCCCGAAGUCCUGUGAAUAAGACCACCUUGACCCUGAUCAGCAUCACCAGCUGCGUGAUUGGCCUCGUGUGCUCCUCUCAUGUCAGCUGCCCUCUCGUCGUCAAAAUCACCCUACACGUCCCUGAGCACCUGAUCGCUGAUGGUAGCCGCUUCAUCCUUUUGGAGGGGAGCCAGCUGGAUGCCAGUGACUGGCUGAACCCUGCCCAAGUGAUUCUCUUCUCUCAGCAGAACUCCAGUGGGCCCUGGGCCAUGGACCUCUGUGCCCGGCGGCUCCUGGACCCUUGUGAACACCAAUGUGACCCCGAAACUGGUAGGCAGGAGCACCGGGAAGCGGGGGAAUGUCUGUGCUACGAAGGCUACAUGAAGGAUCCUGUCCACAAGCACCUUUGCAUUCGGAAUGAAUGGGGAACAAACCAGGGGCCUUGGCCUUACACAAUAUUUCAACGAGGCUUUGACCUGGUUUUGGGAGAGCAGCCCUCUGAUAAAAUAUUCAGAUUUACCUACACUCUCGGAGAAGGCAUGUGGUUGCCCCUCAGCAAGAGCUUUGUGAUUCCACCAGCUGAACUGGCAAUCAAUCCGUCCGCAAAGUGUAAGACCGACAUGACUGUGAUGGAAGAUGCUGUGGAGGUCAGAGAGGAGCUGAUGACAUCAUCAUCCUUUGACAGCCUGGAAGUCCUCUUAGACUCCUUUGGGCCAGUGCGUGACUGCAGCAAAGAUAACGGAGGCUGCAGUAAGAAUUUCCGCUGCAUUUCAGACCGCAAGUUGGACUCUACUGGUUGCGUGUGCCCUUCGGGACUCAGCCCUAUGAAGGACAGCUCAGGCUGCUAUGACCGCCACAUUGGAGUGGACUGUUCAGAUGGUUUCAACGGCGGCUGCGAACAGCUGUGUCUCCAGCAGAUGGCGCCUUUUCCAGAUGACCCCACCUUGUACAACAUCCUCAUGUUUUGCGGGUGUAUUGAAGACUACAAGCUUGGGGUGGAUGGACGGUCUUGUCAACUUGUCACAGAGACCUGCCCAGAGGGAGGUGACUGUGCAGAAAGCAGAGAGGUCCCUAUGAACCAGACUCUCUUUGGGGAAAUGUUCUUUGGUUACAACAACCAGUCCAAAGAAGUAGCUGCUGGGCAGGUGCUAAAAGGAACAUUCAGACAAAACAACUUUGCUCGUGGUUUAGACCAGCAACUGCCAGAUGGUCUUGUGGUUGCCACUGUCCCACUGGAGAAUCAGUGUCUAGAGGAAAUCUCAGAGCCCACCCCUGACCCUGACUUCCUGACUGGGAUGGUGAACUUCAGUGAAGUGUCUGGAUACCCCGUGCUGCAGCACUGGAAGGUUCGGUCUGUGAUGUUCCACAUCAAACUCAACCAAGCAGCUGUCUCUCAGGCCUUCAGCAAUGCUCUCCACUCCUUGGACGGAGCUACAUCUCGGGCAGAUUUUGUGGCCUUGUUGGAUCAGUUUGGUAACCAUUACAUCCAGGAAGCUAUCUAUGGCUUUGAGGAAUCCUGCUCUAUAUGGUACCCAAACAAACAAGUCCAGCGGCGGCUCUGGCUGGAAUAUGAAGACAUCAGUAAAGGCAACUCCCCAUCUGAUGAGUCGGAGGAGCGGGAAAGAGAUCCCAAGGUGCUGACAUUCCCAGAAUACAUCGCUAGCCUGUCAGACUCUGGCACCAAGCGUAUGGCAGCUGGAGUCCGAAUGGAGUGCCAGAGCAAGGGACGAUGUCCCUCAUCUUGUCCUUUGUGUCACGUGACGUCCAGCCCUGAAACCCCUGCUGAGCCAGUUCUGCUUGAAGUGACCAGAGCAUCCCCCAUCUAUGAACUGGUGACCAAUAAUCAGACCCAGAGGCUCUUACAGGAAGCCACCAUGAGCUCUCUCUGGUGUUCGGGGACUGGAGAUGUCAUCGAGGACUGGUGUCGAUGUGACUCUACUGCUUUUGGAGCUGACGGACUCCCUACCUGUGCGCCCCUCCCACAGCCUGUGCUGAGACUUUCCACAGUACAUGAACCCAGCAGCACCCUUGUGGUCCUGGAGUGGGAGCAUUCAGAACCACCAAUUGGAGUGCAGAUUGUAGAUUACCUGAUCCGUCAAGAGAAAGUCACUGACCGGAUGGACCACUCCAAAGUCGAGACAGAAACAGUGCUGAGCUUUGUAGACGACAUCAUCUCUGGAGCAAAGGCUCCAUGUGCCAUGCCGUCUCAGGUGCCAGACAAGCAGCUCACCACCAUUUCUCUCAUCAUCCGAUGCCUGGAACCUGACACCAUUUACAUGUUCACCCUCUGGGGAGUCGACAACACAGGGCGACGCUCCAGGCCAAGUGAUGUGAUCGUGAAGACCCCGUGUCCUGUGGUGGAUGAUGGCAAAGCCCAAGAAAUAGCAGACAAGAUCUACAACCUCUUCAAUGGCUACACCAGUGGAAAGGAGCAGCAGACUGCCUACAACACCCUUCUGGAUCUGGGUUCCCCCACUUUGCAUCGAGUCCUCUACCACUAUAACCAGCACUAUGAGAGUUUCGGGGAGUUCACCUGGCGGUGUGAGGAUGAAUUAGGACCCAGGAAAGCAGGUCUCAUCCUUUCCCAGCUUGGAGAUCUGAGCAGCUGGUGCAAUGGACUACUUCAGGAGCCCAAAAUAAGCUUGAGGCGUGGUGCCCUCAAGUACCUGGGCUGCCGCUACAGUGAGAUCAAGCCCUAUGGACUGGACUGGUCAGAGCUCAGUCGGGACCUCAGGAAGACGUGUGAGGAACAGACCUUGAGUGUCCCCUACAAUGACUAUGGGGACAGCAAAGACAUCUAACACCAUGGGGCAAGGGAGUAGCUGCCAAAAUAAAACAGGAGAGAAGAGGGGAACAACUGGGUUGGUUUGUGGAUUUUUAGACAUUUUUUUAAUGGGACAUCCAAAGCUCCACAGGUACCUUCUAAACCAGGAAGAAAGUGACCCUUGCUCCCUGCAGGCCUUGUCCAGUGUCAUAAUCUCCAUCUGCAUGAUCAGUCAGCCUGACAGCCAGUAGCCUCAUGCAGCACCGUUUUGUUUCCUUAGAAGAUUACCUUGAAACUCACUCUGGUAUUCAUUUGCUUCAUUCACUUUUUUUCCUUCAAGAAAUUCACCAGGAUGCUCAAGAGCUCUAACCUGCUUCCUACGAAAGGUCAAAGGUGGAGGUGCUCCUGUUAAUGGGUUCCCACUGGCACCUCGGUACAGAAAUGAACACGCAAAUCUUCACCUGCCUUAUGCCCCCGCUCCGGCAUUUCUUAGGAAGCAGUGGGAUGCUGGGAGUCAAGGCAUGUGCUGAAGAAGAUGAAGAGAUGGCCCAGGUCUGUUUCCCACGGGUUUUCACCCAGACUCCUUUGUUGCUAUUUCCACACCUCACGGGUGAACCCAGGUUCCGUUAUGGGUCCAGUGGGUCUUAUAGAGUUUUAGGUCUUCCCUCCUCCAUGUUAAGCCAGGACUAGAAUUUAUGGUAGAUUUCCGUCCUUUCUUCUAAACAAAAUGAUCUUUGAGAGGCAGUGAGGUAUCACCUGUAAAAUAUAGCUCCAGAGAGGGCUACCUGCAAGACUACUUAGCAGACCCUGCUGCAGGGAAUAAGAGGAGUUUGUUUUAAAAUAUUCAUGCACUCCCAGACAACCAACAGAGAUCUAAGAACCUUGAUUCUGUUUAGUCCUGGGUCCCUUACUCUGGACAGAAAGGACUUGGUUUGAUGUUUGAUCUAAUCAACAAAUGAGACUCUUUCUUGUCAGUGUUUCAGUGAACUAAGGCUAUUAUCAAUCUGAAAGGCACUUCUCUCCCUGUACAAAUUUUCUUAAUUAUAUUGUAAAUUUUGACAGUCCUUUCUCUGAGGUCAGUCAUCAGGAUUCUGCCAUUGUCACCACCUGCCCACCCAGCUCUGCCAGCUAGUAGGAGUAGCAGAGGCUCUGGAUAGACCAGAACAACCAGCGAUCACAUGUAAGGACUGAGGCUCCAUUUGCACUCAGUGCCCAAGAAUGGCAUGGUGACCCAGCUAACCAGAAGGCUAGCCUUUCAGAAACAACAUCAUGGGGCCAGGUUGACUAGUGAUGACCCAAUGUGCAUUCAGCCAGCGUGCCUUGACUGGCACUCUUCAUAUGGAAACACAUGACACAGGUCUGGAAGGCUCUAUAGCACAGUCACUGAGCCUUAUUCAUGUUUCCCAAUUGAUUAUUUGCUGUGUGAUGGGCACUACUGUAAACACUUAAACAUUCUCAACCCCCUGAAGAAAGUUCUAUUCUUAUCUAACUUUUAGUGAUGAGCAAACAAAGGCAGGGAGGUGACUCAAUGUUCCCCAGGUCCCUCAUAUACUAUAUGCCCUGAGCUACAGGAUGAGCUCAAUGUCUCCAGAAUACAGGACUUUACCCACUCUGUGUUGCCUAAAGCAAGCACUAAGCUCCACAGAGAAACUGUCCAGAGCUUCACCUUCCUAAGGAACCAUGUACAGAAUGCCCACCAUGCAAUGGAAAGGGAAAGAACCAAAGUACACCCAUAGCCUUUGGAAUAAGGGCACAUUUGGUACCCUCAGUACUGCAGCACACCGGCUUCCCCAGGGAUGAGUGGGGAGAACAUUGAAGUGCAGGCUGGUCUUAUUCCUCCUUUGCUUCUUUCCAGAGAAAUAUUGGAAGGCUUAUCUUGCACAUUUUGCCUCACAGAUUCCCUAAUUUUCAGAACAAAACACAGCUGAAAACUUGACUGUCUCCCUAUGGCUAGUGUAGGGGCUUAAGUGAACGGGCAUCCAAGGGCAGGCUGUUCACCACUGCCAGAUAAGGGAAUGCUAUGGGCCAGUACGACAGGGUGUGUACAUCUCCUUACUGCUGUUUUAUUUUCUUUCCCUCCUUCUAUUCAACUCUAUGAAGAAAAUGGUGUUUUGAUUUUGAGCAGAAGGAUAUUGAGACUGCCAAUGUCUUUCAGCCCUGUUGGAGAUAGGAGAUCAUAGGCUCAGGAGGGAAGACAAGGGGUGGUGUUAGGAUCACUACUCUGUUACCUCCUUUUCUGUUUUAUGCCAGGCACACUCUCCUCCUCUCUUCUAUCCUUAUGCCCUGCUCUCCAAAGUCCUUCCACCUCCUACAUAUCUCCUUUGUCAUCCAUCUUUUUCUCCCCCCUCACUUACCCUUGAUUGCCUUAUUCUUUCAGUAUGCUCUUGUGUUCUCCACUCUUCAGAUGUGUGUCCAUGUAUGCACACCCUCACUACAUACACAACUCCUAUGACUGCUGCAAUGUCAUUUGGAGUUUAAAAGUCCAACAUGCAUGGGCUGGGGGUAGUCUUGAGAUGGUUGUACACGUGACUGGAAGACUUUUACCCUCAGAGAGAGAAGGAUCACACCCUGCCAAUGAUUCUCAGUUCUUGGCUGGAGGAACUGUCUAGAAAGGCUAAUGCGAUUGAGCCAGUAUUAAACCUCAUUUCCAAGCUGCCAAACAGGUCUUAAGGGAGCCACUUCUGUCCACCUAAACACCUCCAGUUCUGUGUCAAACUGAGACCUCUAAUGUUUCCUCUUGAACAUACACAAACCACUGUAUAGCAUCAGAUCCUUAACUGAGUGUGCAAUUGUUUCUCUUGAAGUUUGGUCCAUUUGCUAUUUUUAAUUAAUUGCACUCCUUGAUAUUCAAAUGUUCUAUUAAAAAAAUUAAGUGUGAAAAACACUCCACUACUGUAGAAGGAAGAGAUGGUAUAAUGUGACCAACUUCAACUAUAACAGUGUUGUUUAAGAGAAUUAUUGUACGAUUAUGAGAAAUGAAGUAAUCGAGUAAAUAAUAAACAAAGCUGUCAGUGAGUGUCAA
This is a messenger RNA of Peromyscus californicus insignis, 7384 nucleotides long. It is a transcript of the gene Astn1, whose product is annotated as astrotactin 1. The record is from RefSeq and is a predicted model, not a curated record. The transcript has 23 exons. Bases 491 to 4399 code for a protein of 1302 amino acids. Gene Ontology annotation, biological process: neuron migration; neuron cell-cell adhesion. Lineage: Eukaryota; Metazoa; Chordata; Mammalia; Rodentia; Cricetidae. Gene Ontology annotation, molecular function: protein binding.